This is a messenger RNA of Sphaerodactylus townsendi, 4790 nucleotides long. It is a transcript of the gene LRRC4C, whose product is annotated as leucine rich repeat containing 4C. Gene Ontology annotation, biological process: modulation of chemical synaptic transmission; regulation of axonogenesis; synaptic membrane adhesion. Bases 2192 to 4102 code for a protein of 636 amino acids. The record is from RefSeq and is a predicted model, not a curated record. Gene Ontology annotation, cellular component: postsynaptic density membrane; glutamatergic synapse; plasma membrane. NCBI's taxonomy places the organism in Eukaryota, Metazoa, Chordata, Lepidosauria, Squamata, Sphaerodactylidae. The transcript has 3 exons. Gene Ontology annotation, molecular function: cell-cell adhesion mediator activity.
AAAAGGGGGGGGGGAUGAAAACAGGAGGAAAAAAAGAGACCGAGUCCAGGCAUUAAAAAAAAAAUUAGCCCAGGCCCCAUCUUCAAAUCGCGAGGUGUCAUCCGUUAGAGAAAACGAGCGCCUGGCAAAGCGGCGGAUUGCAUAUUUAUUUAUUUACCCACACACCCCUCCCCGUAAGCGGGAGGGAGAAUUCAAGCUGAAGCCGAUGACAGGGAGAAAAGGUUGCGCCGCGCGAAGAGCUGUGCAUUUCGGGGAUAAACUGGUUGCAAGAACCGCUGCUGCCGAUCUGCCAGGGACGUGCCAGCUCGAAGGGGAGGGGAACUGACAUGUGGAGGCUGAGAGCCGAGGCGCUGCUCUGCAGGAGGGGGGUCCAACUUGUAGAUCUGAAGGAGACCAGGCAGAGCUCGCACAGGCGCCUGGCGCCGCCGCCAAAGCAAUAGGGGGAAAGGAAGGCACGGGAUCGCUCUUCCCUCUCCCGUCAUCGCCAACCCCCCCCCCACACACACACACACUUUGGGAAGGUGCCCCCCCCCCUCAUCUUCACCUCCUGUUCCAAAGAACAAGUUUGCUGAACGCAUCCGGCAAAGAUGGAGAGGCAGCCGAAAUGAAGAGGAGGGGAAGCCCAGGGCUGCUGCAAUUUGGCGUGAAUCGGACCGGCUAAGCGCGUCUCCCCGGGGAGAAUGGUGCGCCCCAUCGGAGGAGUUUGAGCCUCGGGAGGAUUUUUGAAGGGGAGGGGGAGAGAGCGCUUUCGGGAGCGAACGGAGAAGGGCUUGAAAGCCACCCACUCCAAGUGUUUUAACAAAAAAAUUGAUGGAUCGGUUCUUGACAGCUAGUGGGAAUCUUGGCUUCCCCCUCCUCCUCCCCACUUUGCCGGCCCCGCCAUCAGCUGCAGCUCCGUGCGUUUGAUGCGAGGCGCUGGAAAAAACGCAGAGGAGUUGAAGGGGAGGCGAAAGGAUAUAACGCGGAGUUGGGGAGCGACGCAGACGGCGAGGCUUCGGCUUGCGGGCUCCUGGCUGAAAUCAAAAAUCCGAUUGCGCACUGGGUUGUGAUUGGAAACCUAAUCAGGCCCUGGCAUCGGAAAAGGGGGAGCGUGAGAGCAGCGGGGGGAGAGCCCUAAAGUUGGGGCUUCGGAGAGAAGAAUCCCCCAUGUAAAGGGCGACACCUUGCCGGAGGGAGGAGGGGAGGACGGAAGGUGCCAGAGACCAUGGGAACCCCCGAUCCGACGUGGAAGCACAUGGAUUGGAUAAUGGAGAGUGCAGCAAGGAAGAAGGGGCCAGGAGAGAACCGCCUGGCGAGGAGGAGACCUGGAUCUUAGCAGGCAUCACAAAAUUGCAUUAAAACAAAACAGCAUCGCUUCAAUCAGACCAACGGCUGCUGGUGGCAGUUUGGGGGACAGAUAAGAGCUAAGCGCUUCUCUCUCCAUCCGGGCGGGAUUCAAAGGUGGCGAGUGGGGGAGAGGGGGUCAGAGGACCCGACACCGCGCAAGAAGAUCCACGCUGGAAUGAAAAGUUUAUCCCAAGGCGAAAGACUCGCUUCUUGCACCUCCGAGCGCUGCGCCCUUCCCUGAAUUCAGGCAUUGCUUUCUUGGAGCAAUCCCCCCCCCCCCCACACACACACCCCACCCCCUGAAGGAAGAAGUUGAGGCAUCCAGGGACAUUUGCAACAGCCACGUUCUUGAAAACCGGGAAGCGGAGAGAAGUGCCAUGUAAAAAAAAAAAGGGGGGGGGGCACCAGCAGGCUUGGUGUGGAUCGGAUUUCAGCCGGCCUGGACUGAACUAGAUGGAAAAUUGCAGAUGGAUAUUUAACUUCUUUUCCUUUUUUUCCUACCACCCAUUUGGAUUUGUUGCCGACAUGAUCUAGUUUAGCCUUGGCGAUUUUCUUCUCUUUCUCUCUCCACCCCCCCACCCCCCACCCCUUUCCUCUCCCUUUCGGCAUUUCAUUCUGGAUAUUCAGCUUCGAAGCGAUUUCAAAACACAACUGAGACUAUGAAGAAAGACUGGCAGUUUGUAACAAGAGGAUUCGAUCCAAUCUUGCUAGGUCCAAGAAAGAGUUCCCUUGUGUAUCUGACUUGAGUAAAUAGCCUUACUUCUAGAACGUCUACUUCAAUGGCAAGGAAGGAGGAAGGGCAGAAGAUGGACUAGGUAUUCUGACUAUUGGAGCUCCUGAAGGACCAACACCAAACAAAUUAUGAAUGUUGAACAAGAUGACCUUACAUCCACAGCAGAUAAUGAUAGGUCCUAGGUUUAACAGGGCCCUAUUUGACCCCUUGCUUGUGGUGCUACUGGCUCUUCAACUUCUUGUGGUGGCUGGUUUGGUUAGAGCACAGACUUGUCCUUCUGUCUGUUCCUGUAGUAACCAAUUCAGCAAAGUAAUUUGUGUGAGGAAGAAUCUGAGAGAGGUCCCUGAUGCCAUCUCUACCAAUACACGGUUAUUGAAUCUCCAUGAGAACCAAAUCCAAAUCAUUAAGGUGAAUAGUUUCAAACACCUGAGGCAUCUAGAAGUCUUACAGUUGAGCAGGAAUCACAUUAGAACAAUAGAAAUAGGGGCUUUCAAUGGUCUGGCUAAUCUCAAUACUUUGGAACUCUUUGACAAUCGUCUUAGCACCAUUCCAAAUGGAGCUUUUGUAUACCUGUCAAAACUAAAGGAACUUUGGUUGCGGAACAACCCCAUUGAGAGUAUCCCUUCUUAUGCUUUUAAUAGAAUCCCUUCUCUGCGAAGGUUGGAUUUGGGGGAAUUAAAAAGGCUUUCAUAUAUCUCAGAAGGUGCCUUUGAAGGUCUUUCCAAUUUGAGGUAUUUGAACCUUGCUAUGUGUAACCUUCGGGAGAUCCCUAACCUCACACCACUUGUAAAACUGGAUGAGCUAGAUCUUUCUGGGAACCACUUAACUUCUAUCAAGCCAGGGUCCUUUCAAGGGUUAAUGCACCUUCAAAAACUGUGGCUGAUCCAAUCCCAGAUUCAAGUGAUUGAAAGGAAUGCCUUUGAUAACCUUCAGUCGCUGGUAGAGAUCAACCUGGCUCAUAACAAUCUAACACUGCUGCCUCACGACCUCUUCACACCUCUCCGUCUAGAAAGGAUUCAUCUGCAUCACAACCCUUGGAACUGCAACUGUGAUAUCCUGUGGCUCAGCUGGUGGAUUAAAGACAAAGCACCCUCCAACACUGCAUGCUGUGCCCGUUGCAACACACCUCCUAGCUUGAAAGGAAGAUACAUCGGUGAGCUGGACCUGAAUUACUUUACGUGCUAUGCUCCUGUAAUUGUGGAACCUCCAACAGACCUCAACGUCACUGAAGGCAUGGCUGCGGAGCUGAAAUGCCGAGCAUCAACAUCCUUGACCUCUAUAUCUUGGAUUACUCCUAAUGGGUCUGUUAUAACACAUGGGGCUUAUAGGGUUCGGAUUUCUGUGCUGAGUGAUGGCACAUUAAAUUUUACGAGGGUGACUGCGCAAGACACAGGCUUGUAUACGUGCUUGGUGAGUAACUCUGUUGGGAAUACCACAGCUUCUGCCACACUCAAUGUAACUGCACAGGAGUGUAUUACAUACUUUUCAACCAUCACAGUAGAAACUGUGGAACCUUCUCAGGAUGAGGCACGGACCACAGAGCAGGUUUGGCCCACACCAUUCAUUGAAUGGGAAACCACCAAUGCAACAACCUCUCUCACACCACAGAGCACAAGGUCAACAGAAAAAACAUUCACCAUCCCUGUGACAGAUUCAAGCAAUGGGAUUCCAGGAAUAGAUGAAGUUAUGAAGACUACCAAAAUCAUAAUUGGUUGUUUUGUGGCAAUCACUCUCAUGGCAGCAGUGAUGUUGGUCAUUUUCUACAAAAUGAGAAAACAGCAUCACCGACAAAAUCACCACGCUCCAACACGAACAGUAGAGAUCAUUAAUGUGGAAGAUGAGCUUACAGGUGAUACACCUAUAGAAAGUCAUUUGCCCAUGCCAGCUAUAGAGCAUGAGCACCUAAAUCACUAUAACUCUUAUAAAUCUCCUUUCAACCACACAACAACAGUUAACACAAUAAAUUCAAUACACAGUUCAGUGCAUGAACCAUUAUUGAUCCGAAUGAAUUCAAAAGACAAUGUGCAAGAGACUCAGAUUUAAAACAUUUACAAAUUUAAAGGGGGAAUUUAAAACAAAAAGACAGUUUAUUAAAAAUGACACAAAUGACUGGGCUAAAUCUACUGUUUCAAAAAAGUGUCUUUACAAAAAAAAUUAUUUAUUAAAAAUUCUAUUGUGUGCGAAAGCAGACAAAAUUAUGUGUAUUCCUCAGAACCUCUUUUUGCUGCACUUAUUUACCCUACUUCUUUCCUGACCCUUCUUCUUCCCCUGUCCUAACCCUAUUUGCCAUAUUUUUUUCAUAGGACAACUUGAUUCUCUAAAGAACUGGUCUAGGAAUUUUUGUAAGAAUUCUGUUAAUGCUUUGGGAAUUUUUAUGGUGAAUUCUAGUGGUGAGAUUCGGUCUAUUUUGUCUUUUUCAUUUCACUUUCUUCUCAUGCCCUUUUUGAAAUGGUUCAACAGGGAAAUGGAUGUUAGCAGUAGGUUCAUAAGAACAAUCAAGAAACAGCAACAAAAAUAACAAAACUUUUAUUUUAUUUUUUUUCACAUAAUGACCUGUUCUGUAUUUUCUGGAAGGACCAUUCUGUGGAAGAAGAAACAAAAAUCCAAGAAAUUAAUUUUCAUGUGAGCAUCUAUAAAACCCAUGAUCUUUUAAACAAUUCUAGAACCAGGAUUUGUAGUUCAAUCACUAAAACUAAGAUUAUGAAUAAAAUAUUGUUGGUUUUUUUCUGUA